Molecule: messenger RNA, 1156 nt
Organism: Hibiscus syriacus
Lineage: Eukaryota; Viridiplantae; Streptophyta; Magnoliopsida; Malvales; Malvaceae
Product: WAT1-related protein At1g68170-like
Exons: 7
Coding region: 20-1156 (378 amino acids)
Cellular component (GO): plasma membrane
Molecular function (GO): transmembrane transporter activity
Source: RefSeq, a predicted model, not a curated record
AAAAGCCAUAGGACAGACUAUGGUGAUACUGCAUGGAUUAAAGCCGGCGAUGCUGAUGGUGAUGGCUCAAGUAAUGUUUGCUGGGGUUAACGUGCUUUACAAAUUGGCAGCCAACGAUGGGAUGAGCUUGAGGAUCAUCGUGGCUUACAGAUUCAUAUUCGCCACUGCUGUUAUGGUUCCUCUUGCUCUCAUUCUUGAAAGGAAGAGGCCGAAGCUAACUUGGACUAUUUUUCUUCAAGCAUUUCUUUGUGCUUUACUUGGGGGUUCAUUACCUCAGAAUAUGUAUAUAGAAGGCCUGACCUUAACAUCUGCAACAUUUGUUUGUGCCAUGACUAAUCUCACUCCAGCCAUAACUUUCAUUGUGGCCGUCACUAUUGGAUUGGAAAAGCUGGCUUUUAAAACAAUACCAGGGAAAGCAAAGGUGUUGGGAACUGCAAUUGGAAUAGGAGGAGCAAUGCUACUCACAUUUUACAAAGGACUCCAAAUCAAUAUAUCAACCCAUAUCGACCUUCUUCCUCAUGGACACCAUGGCUUUAACUCCUCAAAUGCACGCCCUACACACCAGUUAUUGGGCGCUCUCUUGGCCUUUGCCUGCUGCAUCUGCUAUGCUCUCUGGUUGAACAUUCAGGCUAAGAUGAGCCAAAAAUACCCGUGUUAUUACUCGAGCACGGCGCUGACAUGCGUGUUCGGAUCUGUACAAUCGGUCGUGUUUGCAUUGUGCGUGGAAAAGGACAUGAGCCAGUGGAAAUUAGGGUGGAAUAUCAGGCUUCUCACGGUUGCUUUCUCGGGCGUUUUAGGGUUCGGGUUGACGUUAGGGUUGAUGUCUUGGUGCGUGCGUAUGAGAGGUCCACUUUAUACAUCUGUUUUCAGCCCUUUGGUGCUCAUCUUAGUGGCCAUUGCAGGCUCAUUAUUUCUUGAAGAAAUGCUCCACCUUGGAAGCAUCAUUGGAGCAGUGCUAAUUGUGAUGGGACUUUAUGUUGUGUUAUGGGGAAAAAGCAAGGAGAUGAAGAAGACGGGAGAGUUAGUGCCACCAUCAAUUCCUUCUUCAGAAAAUAAAGCUGUAGAAAUUGUUGUUGCUUCUUCUUCUUUAGACGACAUUUCCAUUAUUAGCAACGAUAACAGUGAUUUCGUCACUAAUGAUUCGCCAGUGAAAUAG